AUGGUUACGCCCUUCCUGAAUCGAAAAUGUUUAUUUCUUUUUAGGCAGGAAGGAAAACUAAAAGAUUUAAUAUGUACCAAUGUGGAAAAAUAUAUUCAUAAAGACGAACAAUUGCCUGUGCUACUUGACAGAAUUCGAUCCCAUGGUGCAAAAACAUUUCUAUUAACUAAUAGUGAAUAUUGGUACACAGAUCGUUUGAUGACCUAUUUACUUGGUAAAAAUAAUGAUGAAAAAGAAGAAACACAUGAUUGGAAAAGUUAUUUUGAUUUUAUUUUGGUUGAUGCACAAAAACCAUUAUUUUUCGCGGAGGGUACAACACUACGAUUAGUUGAUCCUAAAACUGGUAAUAUGAAAUUAGGUACUUAUAGUGGACCAUUGGUACAAAAUCAAGUAUAUAGUGGAGGUUCGUGUGACGUAUUUUCAAAAUUAAUUGGUGCAACUGGUAAAGAUGUUCUAUAUGUUGGUGAUCAUAUAUUUGGUGAUAUAAUUAAAUCAAAAAAACAAAACGCAUGGCGAACAAUGUUAGUUGUACCAGAAUUACAACAUGAAUUAAGUGUAUUUCAUGAGCAACGUUUAACAUUUAAUACUAUCGAAGAAUUAGAUAAUUCAAUCAGUAAUCUAUUAAAAAAUUUUAAUAUGACAUCCCAAUAUGGACCGGAUGUAACAGAAAUUAAAAAGAAAAUACAAAUUUGUACUCACGAACUUGAUAUGAAGUUUGGUUUGCUAGGCUCACUAUUUCGAACCGGAUCUCGACAAACACAUUUUGCUAGCCAAGUAACACGUUUUGCCGAUUUGUAUACUGGAACGGUUUGCAAUCUUGUUUAUUAUCCAUUUUUUUAUUUUUUUCGUGCUGUUCCACAACUAAUGCCACAUGAAUCAACUGUUGAUCCUGAGGAACCUUUAAAUUUUCGCGAAACACAAUGGGGUGGUGAUAAUCAACCAGAUUCAACAGCUGAUAGACGUCGAUCAACACUUUCUUAUGCUCAACCACACAAUACAGAUGUAGUAUUAAACUAUAAUCAUGUAUUACAACCGUAUCCCGAUUUACCAGAACGUAUUACUCACGAUCAUGAUGCCGAUGAUGCAGGUGAAAAUGAUGAUAAUCUACGUGACGUUAUCUAG
Didymodactylos carnosus is the source of this 1122-nucleotide messenger RNA. Lineage: Eukaryota; Metazoa; Rotifera; Eurotatoria; Philodinida; Philodinidae. The record is from the annotation of a GenBank genome assembly.